This is a messenger RNA of Gallus gallus (chicken), 1869 nucleotides long. RefSeq names its product PHD finger protein 7-like. The transcript has 9 exons. Lineage: Eukaryota; Metazoa; Chordata; Aves; Galliformes; Phasianidae. The record is from RefSeq and is a predicted model, not a curated record. Bases 358 to 1869 code for a protein of 503 amino acids. Gene Ontology annotation, cellular component: nucleus.
UUUUUAAUGGAAACUUGGUUCUUUCUCGAGUGGUAUGUAGUGUGAGUUAGCACCGUCUGAAAUGAUCGUGGCCAGAGUUCUGACAAAAAGAAGGGCAAUCGACAUAGCACGUUGGGAGGAAAUUCUUUCAAAGGUUGCCCAGAGAAGGUGUGGAGGUCUUGCUUGGGAGCCAAGGGCCCACGCCCACAGCCACCAUGAGGCGGUGAGCGUGAUGUCACAGUGGGUGUCAGAGUGCAGCCAUUGUGACGCGUGAAGCUUGGAGUAGAGCACAGGCUGGCGGGCUCAGCGCAAGCGUCAGUGCGGCCUGGUGAGGCGUGGAGAGAGCAGGGUCUCUUGCAGUGCUCACCGUCGACGCAAAUGAUGUAUGCUAGGAAGCGGAAGUUGUCUGACUCUCAGGAGCCAGCGUGCGUGCUGUGUGGCCGGGGAGAUGUUGACCGAAACAUCUUUGGCCGCACAUUUGACCAGAUUUGGUUUUGGGUCCACGAGUUCUGCUUGCUUUUUGCCAACAUCUCUUUUGAUGAAAGCUCCACACAGGAGGGAACUGUGGGCAUUGACCCAGCUGCCCUCACACGCAAAGUCAAGCAGGCAAACCAGAAGCAAUGCUGUGUUUGCGGCGAGAGGGGGGCUGCCAUCACAUGCGCACAGGGCGGCUGUGAGCGCAGCUUUCAUCUGCCCUGUGCCAAGGACGGACAAUGCGUCACCCAGUUCUUUCGAGAGCACAGGUCCUUCUGCUGGGAGCACCGCCCUCGACAGACCGCAGUGACAGCUCCAGCAAGAGGCACCACCUGUGUCAUCUGCCGGCAGACCGUGGGGAACGUUGCAUCCUACCACACCCUGGUGUGCCCAGCGUGCAAACAUGCCUGGUUCCACCGGGCCUGCGUCCAGCAAAAGGCCUUGAAUGAAGGCAUUGCAUGCUUCCGGUGCCCUGCCUGCCAAGACGGCGCUCAGUACCGUAUUGAAAUGUCCAUCCUAGGGAUCCGAAUCCCGGACAGAAGACCAGAGCGGGAGGACAAUCGUGCAUCCACAGCGGUUCUACAGAGGCACGGGCACUGCGACGCCGUCAUCUGCUUUUGCGGUGGAGGCAGGGAUCAGGCAGAAGAAGAGGGGCCCUGGCAGCUGGUCCCGUGCAGCUCCUGUGGAGCGCAGAGCACCCACCAAGAAUGCUCCUACUCGAGCAUCAGAAUGAACAAGUGGGACUGCGACAGAUGUGCUGGCCUGGGUACCGCCUCCAGCACCAUCGCGCAGCUCGCUGCCCUCAGCGCUGCCAGCCAGCAGGGCCUGGAGCCAUCCCACAGCCCCCAGGAGCCUGAGGACAGCUGCUCCGGCCCCACCAUCCAGCCAGCGUCGGGGCCAUCCCACACUUCCCAGCUGCUGGAGCUCAGCUGCCAGACCAGCGUGCUGGGCAUAGAACAUGGGACAACCUGCUCAGCUUUUCCUGACCAUCAGGACGCACCUGAGCAGUGCCAAGCACGCUGUGGGAGCAACCAUACAGCCACCCCCAGCACUGGAAGCAGCUCCCGCCCAUCCACCGCACAGGGCACUUUGGGAUCCUCCAGAGCAGCCACAGCGGCUGCGCGCAGGAGGCGUCCCAGGCAGCGCGGAACAAGCCGGACACGGAGCCGCUCCCCGCUGCAAGGUCGGGCCCCACCUUCCCAGAGCCGGACCAGAAGACCUCAGCGCAGCAGGCGAACACCAUCUCCAGCUGCUCAGAAGAGAACUCGCAGCACCAGCAGACCGGCGACGCGGAGGACCUUGAGAGCUUCCCUGCGUCCAGACAGAAGGGAAUGGCCCAGGCAGUUAGGGGAGGCCCGCAUGCGAAGCCAUUCCUCAGUGGCACGUCGAGUGCCACAUGUCCACAGCCGGCACUGA